This is a messenger RNA of Helobdella robusta, 1810 nucleotides long. RefSeq lists its product as hypothetical. The transcript is spliced from 15 exons. Gene Ontology annotation, molecular function: poly-pyrimidine tract binding; pre-mRNA 3'-splice site binding. The coding region runs from base 116 to 1471 and encodes 451 amino acids. Gene Ontology annotation, biological process: mRNA processing. NCBI's taxonomy places the organism in Eukaryota, Metazoa, Annelida, Clitellata, Rhynchobdellida, Glossiphoniidae. The record is from RefSeq and is a predicted model, not a curated record. Gene Ontology annotation, cellular component: U2AF complex; nucleus; U2-type prespliceosome.
UCGCUGUUAUAUAAAUAAACAUAUACAUACAGUUUGGUGUUAGCGCUGAUCUUAUUCACUUGUUCGGCUCAUUCGUUUGUUUGUAAUAAAUCCUUUUUUUGAUUAAUUCUUCAGUAUGUACGAAGAAGAAAAUAACGGUUACUACGAUGAGGCAUAUAAUGCCGAGGAGGAGCAGCAAGAGGAAGAGGAGAUGGAAGAGUACAGACCCCACCAUCACAAGCACAAGUCUCACAAGCGAGAGCACAGGCACAGGUCGAGAUCACGUGAUAGGAAGAGAAGUCGAUCUAGAGACAGGAAAACGUCAAGUCGAAAGUCGAGGAGGGCUUACAAAUACUGGGAUGUUCCACCUGUUGGAUUCGAACAUGUCACUCCCAUGCAGUACAAAGCCAUGCUUGCAUCUGGUCAAGUCCCAGUGGCCCCGGGGGUUCCAACUGCUGCUGCUGCUUCAUUGGCUGCCAUGAGUACAAACAAUGCACUGAGCAGACAGGCCAGGAGAUUGUACAUUGGAAACAUUCCAUUUGGUAUCACAGAGGAAAUGAUGAUGAGCCAUUUUAACGAUCAAAUGAAAAUGGCUGGGGUUUCGCAACAAGACGGAGAGCCAGUGAUAGCCUGCCAAGUCAACAUGGACAAGAACUUUGCUUUUCUUGAGUUUCGCUCGGCAGAAGAGUGCACACAGGCCAUGGCAUUCGAUGGCAUCAUAUUUCAGGGGCAGUCCUUGAAGAUAAGGAGGCCCAGAGACUACCAACCACUGCCUGGACUCACCGAGAACCCGUCUGUUAAUGUUACUGGUCAGUUAGUUGGUGUUGUAUCUACACUUGUCGGAGACACACCAUACAAGAUUUUUAUUGCCUGUCUGCCUAACUAUCUCAAUGAUGAUCAGGUUAAAGAACUACUGACGUCAUUUGGACCCCUGAAAGCGUUCAAUCUCGUUAAGGAUUCUGCCACCGGGCUGUCGAAGGGUUAUGCAUUCUGUGAGUACGUCGACCCCAAUGUUACAGAUCAGGCCUGUUUAGGAUUGAAUGGCAUGCAACUUGGUGACAAAAAGUUGAUUGUUCAAAGGGCCAGCAUUGGAAAAAAUCCUCUUGCUGGCGGAGCCAUGUUAACCAAUCUUCAGAUCCCAGGCUUGAAUAUAAGCGAUGUCACAGGUAGUAGUACAUCCAAUACUUCCACUGAGAUACUCUGUCUCAUGAACAUGGUGACACCAGAGGAGUUGGAAGAUGAGGAGGAAUAUGAUGAAAUUUUGGAUGACGUCAGAGAGGAAUGCAGUAAAUAUGGAUCAGUCAAAAGUUUGGAAAUUCCCAGACCAAUCAAAGGAGUGGAAGUCCCGGGAGUUGGAAAAAUUUUCGUCGAAUUUCAUUCCGUGGUCGACUGCGAAAAUGCUCAACAGAAUUUGGCGGGGAGAAAGUUUGCAAAUCGCGUCGUCGUGACCAGCUACAUAGAUCCAGACAGAUACCACAGAAGAGAGUUCUAAUUGGCUGUGGACGAUUUAAAUUCUCUUUUCUGAUUGGCUAUUUGAAUGUGAAAACGUGAUUGGUUGGCAUUUAAACUCCUUGUUUUAAUGAUUGGAAUGGUAUAGAUUUAUUAUUAAGUUCGUUUGGAAAUUGUACAAUGUGAUUGACUAUUUAUUCAUUAUUAUACUUUUGAAUACUGAUAUGUUAAAACUUCGUAAUGGUAAAUAAAAUCGGUCUUAAGUAUCUUAAGUGUAUGAUCUUAACGAUACAAAUACUAAUUAUUUUUGGUUGCUUAUUAAUUACAUAAUUAUUAUUAUACUUAUUAUUAUUUUUGAUUAAACUUGUUCAACUUUAUAUUU